Messenger RNA from Colletes gigas, 678 nucleotides. RefSeq names its product DNA-directed RNA polymerase III subunit RPC10 (gene Polr3K). Gene Ontology annotation, cellular component: RNA polymerase III complex. NCBI's taxonomy places the organism in Eukaryota, Metazoa, Arthropoda, Insecta, Hymenoptera, Colletidae. The coding region runs from base 225 to 551 and encodes 108 amino acids. Gene Ontology annotation, molecular function: nucleic acid binding; DNA-directed RNA polymerase activity; zinc ion binding. Gene Ontology annotation, biological process: termination of RNA polymerase III transcription; DNA-templated transcription. The transcript has 2 exons. The record is from RefSeq and is a predicted model, not a curated record.
CGCAUCCAUUUGCAUCUGCCCAAAGCAAUUGUUAUUCGAUGACCAAGAAAUUGAUUCUAGAUAUUCGUCGCGACAUUCGAUGAGUGAUCACGUGUAGAACGAAAAAAUUAGAAAACAUCGUUGGAGUAUUUGAACAAUUCGAACGUUCCUUGUUUACGAUAUGGAGAAUUAACAAUGGCGUAUGAUUGAUAGUUGCUCUAGAAAUUAAAUCGCAUUUUAGCACGAUGUUGAUGUUUUGUCCGAUUUGCGGUAAUGUGCUUCAAGUGGAGGAAGCCUUGUCGGGAUUACGAUUCGCGUGCAACACGUGCCCUUACGUGCUUAAUAUCGCGAGGAGAAUUAGCAGCCGUACGUAUCCAAAGCUGAAGGAAGUGGACGACGUGCUGGGCGGAAGCGCCGCUUGGGAGAACGUAGAUUCCACGGACGAACGGUGUCCAAAGUGCUCUCACCAUCGAGCGUAUUUUAUGCAAAUUCAGACAAGGUCUGCUGACGAGCCUAUGACUACGUUUUAUAAAUGUUGCAAUCCUCCAUGUGGCCACAACUGGCGCGACUAAAGUUCUGUUUCGAAUACAGCGGAAAGAGAACAACUAUGACUAGAGCAGAUCUGGGUCCAAUGAAGAACAUUUUGGAUAGAGCUAUGGAAGAAAUGAAUCUAUUAGACUCAUCUAAUAAACAUUGGAU